This is a messenger RNA of Paramecium pentaurelia, 1254 nucleotides long. The record is from the annotation of a GenBank genome assembly. NCBI's taxonomy places the organism in Eukaryota, Ciliophora, Oligohymenophorea, Peniculida, Parameciidae.
AUGUAUUAACCAAGAAGGUUAUCUCCUGCAUCCUCUAGUCCACUUUAUAGAAAUGUAAAUGUUAAUGUCUAAUGUAUUAAUUUAUUAAUCAGUUUAGAAUAAAAUUAAAUUAAAUUAUAACUAAAAUAAAUCACUCCCACCAAUAAUAUUCCUCCUUAUGUUUAGAUCAUAUCAUAAAACCAUCAUAAAUAAAAUACUUAUAACUCAUAUGAAAAUAAUUCCAGAUAAGUGUCCAAAGAAAGAGAAAGUACUUCAUCCAAUCAAUCCAAAGAUUAAAUAUUCAAUUAAUACUAAUACGAAUCAGUGUAUUAAAAUUAAACUUAAUCCUUAAUAUCCAAAAAUGAUAUCAAUUCAAUCUACUCUUAUAUUGAUAACAUAAUUAAAACCUAGAAAUCAGAAAUAUUUAAAGUAUUAGACCAUCAAAAUAAACAAAUAGAAUUUUUGCAAUAAAUUAUUCUAAAUUAAACUUAAUAUCAGCAAAAUGCAUCUUCAUAAUUUCUGUAAUUGCAAACUCAAUUAGAAGAAAAACUCUCUAAUUUUAUUAAUAAAUAAAUUAAAGAGCUUUCAAACCGAUUAUAACAUCUUAAUAAGAACGAAAUUGAAACUAUGAAUAGUCAAUUAGAAAAGCUUCGAGCCUAAAUCUUUUAAAUAAAUAUCACAAAUAGUAAACUUAUUACUAACAAGCUAUAAUCCUCUUAUGCAAAUGAUAAUGAAAAUUAAGUAAUUAAUCAUUCAUAAAAUCAUAAACCCUUUUUAACUGAUAAUCAAUCUCAUAAUAUUGAUUCAAAUAUCAAAAUAAUGAAAAAUAACUAUUUAAUUGAUAGGGAUUUUUCAACUUAAUCAAACAAUCCUUUAAAUGAUAUUACUAAUAUUUAAAUCAAAUAUAUCAAGAGUUUACAAUAAAGUUUGCAAAACUCAAAACUAUCUAAAUGUUCUUCAAAUAAUAAUUACAAACAACAAGAAGGUUCUCCUAUUGAACUAUUUAACGAACAGAAUAUUCUAGAUAGUCUUGAUAAUAUUAAGGUUUUUGAUCCCUAACACUCUGACCAUCCUUCAGAUUCUACUAACAAUUAUAAUUCAAUGGAUUUAUCGUAAGCGAGAAUGUCAACUAUCUAAGAAAAUGAAAAUGAAGAAGAUGAAUGUGUAUAUUAAGUGGUAGAAAAUCGUUAACAAUAGACCAGUAUUGAAAAUAAAAAGAAAUAGAAAGAUUAAACCAAAAUUAAAUAAUGCAAAAGCAAGACAUUAUAUUAUUGA